This is a messenger RNA of Trematomus bernacchii (emerald rockcod), 808 nucleotides long. RefSeq names its product canopy FGF signaling regulator 1 (gene cnpy1). The transcript is spliced from 6 exons. NCBI's taxonomy places the organism in Eukaryota, Metazoa, Chordata, Actinopteri, Perciformes, Nototheniidae. The record is from RefSeq and is a predicted model, not a curated record. Gene Ontology annotation, cellular component: endoplasmic reticulum. Bases 116 to 676 code for a protein of 186 amino acids.
GUAAGCUGCGAGUGCUGAUCAUAGAUGAAAUAUUAACAUGUACAGGGUAAAGUAGUGACAGCUCGGCGGUCAUCAGUCAGAGAGCCCGCUGUGGAGCUCCUGUCAGGUUUGUAAUAUGGCCUCAUGGAUUAUUCAUGCGACUAUGAUGGUGCUCUCUGUGUUCAUCAGUAGCAGCCAGGGGAAGAGGGACCAGCAGCUCUACUGCUCCGCAUGCAAGGCCAUUGCUGACGAACUGAACUACUCGAUCAGCCAGAUUGACCCAAAGAAAACCAUCAACGUUGGCAGCUUUAGACUCAACCCUGACGGAACCAUGAAAGACAAAAAGGUACCCCUCGCCCGCUCAGAGACUCACCUCAGUGAGCUCCUGGAGGAGGUGUGCAACAGCAUGAACGACUACGCCCUCCAUGUUGACCCCGACACCCAGCACAAGCAGUACAGGAGGUUUGCUCCCAGGAGCGGCGGGGCCCCCGGGGACUUCCCCGACUUUAACCACUUCCAGUUUGACGGCCCAGACGCAUCCAACGCUCUGAAGUUCGCAUGUGAGUCGCUGGUGGAUGAUCUGGAGGAUGAGAUCAUCUUGUUGUUCAGACGGGACACGGAGCAUGUGAGCGAGGAGUUGUGCAGCAGAGUCUCAGACUACUGUAAAGACAGCAGUCACACUAACGAGGAAUUGUAGAGUUUCAAAGGACGGAGGUGGGACCAGCUUUGUUGCAGAGAUCACAACAAAUCAAAUAAUAUUUCAAAUAAUCUGUUUUUGACAAAUUACUGACCUUUUGUAAUAAAUAAAAAAAUCUAAUGUUGAAAGCCA